Molecule: messenger RNA, 2536 nt
Organism: Odontomachus brunneus
Lineage: Eukaryota; Metazoa; Arthropoda; Insecta; Hymenoptera; Formicidae
Gene: Rbpn-5
Product: rab GTPase-binding effector protein 1
Biological process (GO): endocytosis
Cellular component (GO): intracellular membrane-bounded organelle
Molecular function (GO): growth factor activity; metal ion binding; GTPase activator activity
Source: RefSeq, a predicted model, not a curated record
CGGAAAGGGCAAACUCGGCGAAAUUAUAAGCGAUAAUCACGGCUAGCGGAGUCGCCAAGUUGCUGGGCGAUCGAGCGAGGUUGAUUGCGGUUGAUUUCGUUUCGCGAGUGGGAUCGUACGCAAUUUUACGGAUCGUUCGCCGCGUCGCCUUCGAUUUCGCGCACGUCGUUAUGAGCCAAUAGAAUUUUGACGAGUCCGAUCAACGCGCGCGGCAUGUCGCCGUCAUCGAGAGACAACCAGUCCCGGCGGUCCUCCGAGGUAUGCUUCCCAGAUUCGUGUCCGCGGCAGUGACCACCCCGACGAAAUUGUCGCGUUCACCAGUGCUGCAUAAUCGAACAAUGGAGAGCAACCCGGACGAACAACACGCGAUCAAAGUGAACGGAAAUGAGGAUCUACAGACGAAGAUUCAUAGGUUGGAGUCGGAAAACGUCAAGAUGCGAGAGGAGUUCAAUGUACAAAGGGCCAAGAUGAAAGAAUUGUUUCUUCAGAAGGAAGAGGAAUUGAAACAUAGAUUAGACGAGAACAUGGGUCUGCAGAAGGAGAACCUGAAACUGAGGAACGAACUGGACGAAGCCAAAAGCCAGCUAGUUGUGGCAGAUCUCAAGAUACAGAAUGACAUACUGGUGGAGAAGAGAAAAGCUCAGGAAGAAAUAGCGUCGUUGCAACAAGUUAUACAUGAAACAGUAGAAGAAUCUUCUUGCUCUAGGAAACAUCUGGUCAGUGAAGUGUCCAAGUUACAAUUAGCUCUCUCCAAACUUCAGGAGGAGAAUGCAUUGCUGAAAACGCAAUUACCACGUGAUCCACCGACAGAUGGACCGCAAAUCUCGUUGUCUACAGUAACUAAAACUUUAGCUAGAAAAGUGGUUUCACAAUUAGGUGCAGAUUCUUUAUCCUUAGGUCCUGAUAAUUUAGAGGAGAGCAUGCGGAAGGCACAAGAGGAUGCGGAAGUUCUGCGUUCGCUAGUCGUACCGCUCGAGGAGGAGAUAAAAGCUUUAAAAGAAAAAUUAAGAUCGACCGACGAUGAAUUGCAGAAAUGCAAAGAAACUCUAUUACAGAGACGACACCAAGAGCCGGGCUCGUUUGAGCCAUCGUGUGAUAUGUGCGCGAAUUACGAAGCACAAUUAGUCAAAGUAGAAGCAACUGCCAAGGAUUUGGAGAAGCAGUUGUCAGAUACUCAGCGUAUGCUGCAGGCUCAAAGAGAGGACUUGGCUAAGGAAGUGGAGUUCCGGAAAGAGAUGGAAGAGAAGUGGAACGAGAAGAAGGAGGAGCAUAAAAUCAAAGUCGCGGAGCUUACAGUCACCUCGCAAACGGCGCAGCAAACUUUAGUUGAAUUAAAAAGAUCCAUCGAACAAUUUCAGAAGAACGCAUCUGAGGAACUCUUUAAAUUGACGAGAGGCAGAGAGGACGUACAAAGACAUCUCACUGUACUACAGAAGGAAAACGAGAAUCUUGUUGGCAAGCAUAGCAAGCAUUCGCAACAGCUUCAAAGUGAAAGUAUCAACAUGCCAAAUACCGUGGAGGAGUUGCACGUUAGUCUCUUAAGGAUGCGCGAGGAUUUAAUUACUGCUAGAGUGGCGCAGGAGGUUGCGCAAGAGAAAGGCGAGACGUUGCGAUACGAAGUGACACUUUUGAGAGAACAAAUGGAGCAGGAGAGCAGGGUUAAAGAACAAGAUAAUUCUGUACUGAAGAACGAGAUAAGCGGAUUGAGAGCACAAUUAGACAAGUAUAUAAGAGAUCAUCGUACACUCGCUGAUCGAGAGGAGAAGCUCGAUCGGCUGGAGAAACGGUUACAAGAAAUUCAAAAAGAGAAGAAGGAUGCGGAAUUAGCUAUUAACGAACUACGGCAGAGAGUCACGAGUCUACAGCAAGAGUUGGACACCAGUGAGGCAGUUCAGAAGGAUUUUGUCAGAUUGUCACAAUCGUUACAGGUACAAUUGGAAAGGAUCAGACAGGCUGGUAGUGAAGUGAGGUGGCAACAUGAAGAGGACGUUGAAGAAUGUCCUAGUUGUCAUACCACGUUCUCAGUCACGAAGAAGAAGGUACAUUGUCGUCACUGUGGCCAUAUAUUUUGUCAAUCUUGCCUCUCGCAUGUCGUGAAUAGUGGGCCGAAACAAAGACCAUCCAGAGUCUGUGAUGUUUGUCAUACUUUAUUAGUGCAAGAUACCGCACCGUAUUUCAGCCAAGAACCUCCACAUACACCUGACUAAAUGUUCUAAAGUUAUGGAAUUUCUUAAUGCAGUUCAGUGAGAUGUGCAAUAUCAGUUUGGUAAUUAAGCGGUCACUGAUUGGCAUACCUCAACUGACGUACUGAUUAUAAAUUUGAGUAACGAUGACUCUCCUUUAUUUGUAGAGAGAGUUAGAAACGUUGAUGAUAGUGUAAGAAAGAGAGAGUGAGUGAGUGAGGUUUAGAUAAGAUUCCUAUUACCUGAAAAUUGGAGUGAUACACAGCAAAUAUCGUGUAAAUAUAAAGUUAUGUAUUAUCUCUAAUGGUUAUUGUAAUUUAAACAGAUUAAAGCUUUUGAAUGUAUGUGAGUUA